Molecule: messenger RNA, 606 nt
Organism: Schistosoma bovis
Lineage: Eukaryota; Metazoa; Platyhelminthes; Trematoda; Strigeidida; Schistosomatidae
Source: the annotation of a GenBank genome assembly
AUGAUUUUUUGGAUAAUACCAAUUUUGUGGGUGACUGCGUAUGUGUAUUUUUAUAUCAAAGCCAAGUGUGAUGAUCCAGCAAUGACUAGGGUUAUGAUUGUCUUAGGAUCUGGUGGACACACUGCUGAAAUGCUCUCAUAUACUUCUGUAUUGACUUGUAAAUUUCAACCACGUUUGUAUGUUAUCGCGACGACUGAUUCUAUGAGUGAACAAAAGGUUUUGGAUUUAGAGGACAAGUGUGAUAUUAAAUUCAGCAUAAAGCGCAUACCAAGGGCUCGAGAAGUAAAACAGUCAUACGCUAGCAGCAUCUUCAGUACCUUAGCGUCUUGUCUAUCUGCGUUCCCCAUCGUCACAAAUUUUAGGGCGAAAUUGAUUUUGUGUAAUGGUCCUGGGACAUGUAUCCCCAUAUGCUUCGUGGCUAUUUUACUCCACGUACUAAAAAUCCAUUCAACUCUUAUAAUUUUUGUUGAAAGUAUUUGUCGUACCAAAACUUUAUCAUUAUCUGGGAAAAUUUUAUACUAUACUCGUUUAGUAGAUGUAAUUGUUCAGUGGCCAGAAUUGAAGACAAAAUAUCCAAGAUCAAUUUACUUAGGACUUUUAUCGUAA